Molecule: messenger RNA, 1387 nt
Organism: Polyodon spathula (Mississippi paddlefish)
Lineage: Eukaryota; Metazoa; Chordata; Actinopteri; Acipenseriformes; Polyodontidae
Product: cytochrome b ascorbate-dependent protein 3
Exons: 8
Coding region: 453-1184 (243 amino acids)
Cellular component (GO): lysosomal membrane
Molecular function (GO): oxidoreductase activity
Source: RefSeq, a predicted model, not a curated record
GAGCUACCGGGACAAUCCCUAAUGUAAAGAUCAAGUCCCGAUCCCGGACUAAAUGCCUCCGGGACGGCAUCUGUCCCGAAUUCCUCGACACUGUGCAAUGUUACAGGUUAGCCCUGUUACCAAACCUUCUUAUAUAACAUCCUGGUCGAGUCACGGGCGAGAGAACUACAUUUCCCAUGAUUCGUUGCUAGCGAGAAACACGAACGGCUUUCUUGAGUUAAGAGAACAGCUGCAGACCGGAGAGAUUAAGCGCUCGCACCACACAGCGGCUCUGCGUUCUGGAGACUGCGAUGUUCCAGCUUGCUGCUUCUCUGUUCCUGAUUCUUCUGCUCUGAGACAAACAGACAGAGAGAGAGACAGAGAAAGAGAGAGAGUACGCGAUUCUCCUGUAAGGGAAGAAGAAACAAGGGAACGUUAUAAAGACGACUGAAGAAGACACGGCGACACAGAGGAUGCGUGUCCCAGGGCAGCUGUAUCUCACCUAUCUGCUGGCUCUGUGCCUGGGUUUGCUGUGCGUGAUUUUCGUGGUGUACUGGAACGCGACGUGGCGCGGUGGCUUUGCUUGGGACGGCUCAGCGAUGCAGUUUAACUGGCACCCAGUGCUCAUGGUGACUGGGCUGACGGUGCUGUAUGGGAAGGCGGCAGUGCUGUACCGGCUCCCCCUCACCUGGGGAGGCUCCAAGCUGCCCUGGAAGCUGCUGCACGCCAGCCUCACGCUGCUGUCUUUCCUGCUGGCCGUGCUGGGGCUAAUUGCUGUCUUCGACUUCCACAACAAGGGCCACACCCCCAACCUGUACUCCCUGCACAGCUGGAUCGGCAUCAGCACUGUGGCCCUGUUCACAGGACAGUGGCUGCUGGGCCUGGCCUCCUUCCUUCUGCCCUGCACCCCCCUGGAGCUCCGCCGACGCGCCAAGCCACUGCAUGUGUGGCUGGGCAGCACCAUCUUCAUCCUGGGCAUCGCAGCCUCCGUCUCGGGCAUCAACGAGAAGCUCAUCUUCUCCCUGAAAGGUAACAAUGGGACGGCACAGUACUCAGCCCUGCCACAGGAGGCGCAGUUUGCAAACAUGCUGGGGGUCCUGAUAGUUGUCUUCGGAUUGGCUGUGCUGAGGAUCCUGUCCAAUCAGGCGUGGCAGAGACCAGAGGGGGAGAACAGCGAGGUCACACAGCCACUGCUGCAGGACUGAGGAGAGUGAGCGAGCGAGACACUGCCUCCCCUUCUGCACUCGAGCGGAGAGGCUUGUCUGUGUUUCACCUUCCCGCUGAUUCACUGGGUUUCUUUAGAUUCAAAAGAAAAGCCUCUUUAUAUGUGUGUUUGUUUCAUUUGGGUUGUGUUCUCUUUGUAGAGAUUUAAAGUAAUCAUGCUUAAUAAAUGACUUUCUCCAUGGUG